AUGUGGGUGACGUCGAUGCCGCAGGUGUGGGACGAGGAGGUCGCGGCCAAGGGCGGCAGCGCGGCGGUGACCCCCGCGCCGGCCGCGGCCAUGCUUGGUUCGCUGGCGGGGUGGCUGUCCCGCACCGUGCAGCCGCAGCCGCCCCCGCCACGGGUGUGCGGCACCGAGGGUGGACCCCCCGUGACGGCGCCCAGGCUCAGGCUCCGCGACGGCCGCCACCUCGCCUACUGCGAGAGCGGCGUGCCCCGGGACCAGGCCAGGUUCAAGGUCGUCUUCUCCCACGGGUUCACCGGCUCCCGCGAGGACAGCGUCCGCGCCUCCCAGGAAGUGGCGGAGGAGCUCGGCGUGUACAUGGUGGGCUUCGACCGCGCCGGCUACGGGCAGAGCGACCCCAACCCGAACCGGUCCGUCAAGAGCGCGGCGCUGGACGUAGAGGAGCUCGCGGACGCGCUGGGGCUCGGCUCCAAGUUCUACGUCAUCGGCAUCUCCCUCGGCUGCCAUGCCGUCUGGGGCGCCCUCAACUACAUCCCCGACAGGAUCGCCGGCGCGGCGAUGAUGGCGCCGGUGGUGAACUACUGGUGGCCGGGGUUCCCGGCGGAGCUGGCGGCGGAGGUGUACGCGAAGCAGGAGGUGGGGGACCAAUGGGCGCUGCGGGUGUCGCACCACGAGCCGGGCAUCCUCCACUGGUGGAUGGAGCAGAGCUGGCUGCCCACGUCGACGGUGGUGGCCGGCACGACGCCGCUGCCCAACGCACGCGACGCCGAGAUCCGGCGCAACAUGCAGGCGGACGGCACGUUCCAGCAGAAGCGGGAGCAGGCGACGCAGCAGGGGAUCCACGAGUCCUACUACCGCGACAUGACCGUCAUGUUCGGCAAGUGGGAGUUCGACCCCAUGGCGCUGCCAAAGCCGCCGUGCCCCGUGCACCUGUGGCAGGGCGACGAGGACGGCCUCGUCCCCGUCGUCCUGCAGAGGUACCUCGCCGGCAAGCUCGCCUGGGUCAACUACCAUGAGCUCCCCGGCACCGGACACUUCCUGUCGGCGGUGCCUGGGCUCGGAGACACCGUCCUCAGGACCAUUUUCGGUCACAAGCAGUGA
Molecule: messenger RNA, 1095 nt
Organism: Miscanthus lutarioriparius
Lineage: Eukaryota; Viridiplantae; Streptophyta; Magnoliopsida; Poales; Poaceae
Source: the annotation of a GenBank genome assembly